Messenger RNA from Dendrobium catenatum, 1599 nucleotides. RefSeq names its product solute carrier family 25 member 44. Gene Ontology annotation, biological process: transmembrane transport. NCBI's taxonomy places the organism in Eukaryota, Viridiplantae, Streptophyta, Magnoliopsida, Asparagales, Orchidaceae. The coding region runs from base 308 to 1273 and encodes 321 amino acids. The transcript has 6 exons. The record is from RefSeq and is a predicted model, not a curated record.
UUUUAGAAUGAUGAACGAGUCUAAAAUCAUAAACGCAGAAACCAAAUCAGAUCCUUUCAUAUAACUCGGAGAACGAAGCUUGCAUCUUUUUAGCUUAAAAAAAAGGAAGAGUCCGAUUUGGAUUCUCCGCAGCCACCUCGGCGGUUGCACGAUGUGAUUCGAGCAUUCUUGUCAUCAUUGAAUGGACUCUUUAUAGGGUUCGAUUUGCUUCUGAAUCUUCUCUUUUUCUUGUUGUUGUUGUCGUCCUCCUCCAGUUGGGGGUGUCUCAGCUUGGGUUAUUCGGGCUUUUGUUCUUCCUAUCGGAACCAUGGAUUCGAGGGCGAACAUGACGUCAUUCGAUCAGAAGGAGAUCAAUUGGGACAAGCUUGACAAAACUAAGUUGUUUGUCGUAGGAGCUGGCCUCUUUACGGGUGUUACUGUGGCCUUGUAUCCAGUAUCUGUUAUAAAGACCAGGAUUCAGGUCGCCUCAAAAGACAAUCCUCAAAAGAAUGCAUUAGCAGUUUUCAGAAAUAUUGUAAAAGUUGAUGGCAUUCCUGGCCUAUAUAGGGGAUUUGGUACUGUUAUUACCGGUGCUGUUCCUGCUAGGAUCAUCUUCCUUACAUCUUUGGAGACCACAAAGGUCGCUGCUAUAAAAAUGUUGGAACCUUUUAAACUUUCUGAACCUGUUCAGGCUGCUGUAGCAAAUGGCCUUGGCGGAAUGGUAGCAUCUAUAUCAGCUCAAGCUGUAUUUGUUCCCAUUGAUGUGGUUAGCCAGAAGCUGAUGGUACAAGGAUAUUCUGGUCAUGCAAACUAUAAUGGUGGAUUAGAUGUCGCUCAAAAAAUUAUCAAAGCAGAUGGAUUCCGGGGCUUGUAUAGAGGAUUUGGCUUGUCUGUUAUGACCUACUCCCCAUCAAGUGCAGUAUGGUGGGCAAGCUAUGGUUCUAGUCAGCGUGUAAUCUGGAGGUUGUUAGGUCACAAUGGUCAAUAUGAGCAAACUACUCCUAGUCAGUGGCAAUUAGCCUGUGUUCAAGCUGCGGGGGGUAUAUUUGCUGGAGCUGUGGCAUCCUGUGUGACAACCCCAUUAGACACCAUUAAAACCCGAUUACAGGUUAUGGAUAAUACUAAAGAGAGACAGAAGGCUAGGCAAGUUGUUAAGAAUUUGAUUGCGGAGGAUGGAUGGAAAGGUUUAUAUAGGGGCCUAGGUCCAAGGUUUUUCAGCAUGUCGGCAUGGGGCACCACUAUGAUCGUCUCAUACGAAUAUUUGAAGCGUUUGUGUGCUAAAGUCGAGGACUGAACUUACUACCAUUGAAGACGGAAUGGUUAAAAGGAAAAUUAGUCGUCUAUAUUUUCACACAUCAUAGAUUAGGAAACAUAUCAAAACCUUUUUGUGGAAAUUUUCAGUUAGUUGGAAUGACAUUUGUUAGCAGAAUAAUAAAGUUGACUAAUUAUUUUAAAGGUCGGCAUAUUACCGUUCCAAUCGGAACAAUUUGUUUAGACAACGAAAGGAUCUCCAUGUCUUCGAUUCUUUUUGUCAAACGGAAGCUGGAUGUUUCAUCCAAGAUAUCUCAUGUUUAAUUUUCUUGAUCAAAGAGGCUCAUUCUUGAGGCUUUGUCUUUACUA